Molecule: messenger RNA, 1509 nt
Organism: Bipolaris zeicola 26-R-13
Lineage: Eukaryota; Fungi; Ascomycota; Dothideomycetes; Pleosporales; Pleosporaceae
Exons: 4
Coding region: 1-1509 (502 amino acids)
Biological process (GO): amino acid transmembrane transport
Cellular component (GO): fungal-type vacuole membrane
Molecular function (GO): L-arginine transmembrane transporter activity; L-lysine transmembrane transporter activity; L-glutamate transmembrane transporter activity
Source: RefSeq, a predicted model, not a curated record
AUGGCUACCUACUCCGCGAUCAGCCCCGAGCCAGCAGACGAAGACCCCAUGUCUUCAAGUAUCGGGUCGCUAAGAGGAAGAAGGCGAGGCAGAGGCAAGCACGAUGCUGGGUUCAAGGGAGAGGCGACGUGGAUCUCGAGUGUGAUCAACCUGGCCAACACCAUCCUUGGCGCUGGUCUUCUCGCCAUGCCAUCGGCCCUCUCCAAAAUGGGCAUCUUCCUCGGCAUAUUCGUGAUCGCGUGGGCUGGCACAACCGCGGGUUUUGGUUUAUACCUCCAGACUCGAUGCGCGCGGUAUAUUGAUCGCGGCCAUGUGUCAUUUGCGACCCUGUCCCAGAUGACCUACCCGAACCUCUCCAUCUUAUUCGAUGCCGCGAUCGCGAUCAAGUGCUUUGGUGUGGCAGUCAGUUACCUGAUCAUCAUUGGAGAUUUGAUGCCGGGAGUGGUCAGAGGCUUUGCGCCAGGCGCUGCACACAUGGCGUUCUUGGUCGAUAGACAGUUUUGGAUCACUGCGUUCAUGCUUGUCGUUAUUCCCUUGUCCUUCCUUCGCCGUUUGGAUUCGCUCAAGUACACGAGCAUAAUUGCCCUUUUCUCUAUUGCAUACCUUGUAAUUCUGGUUGUCGCACACUACAUUAAAGGGGAUACCAUCGCAGACCGAGGAGAAGUCCGCGUGUUUCAAUGGGCCGGUACCGUGCCUGCCCUCGCUGCGUUCCCUGUCAUCGUCUUUGCAUACACAUGCCACCAGAACAUGUUUUCGAUUCUCAACGAAAUUGCCGACAACUCUCACUUUCGGACAACAACCGUCAUCUUUGCUUCCAUCGGCGGCGCAUGCGGUUUAUACAUUUUGACUGGCAUCACCGGCUACCUUUCCUACGGCGACAAGAUCCACGGCAACAUCGUAUCCAUGUACCCUACCGCGGCCGCUAGCACCAUCGGUCGACUUGCCAUUGUCAUUCUAGUCAUGUUCUCGUACCCCUUACAAAUCCACCCUUGCCGCGCUAGCAUCGACGCCUGCCUCAAGUGGCGUCCCAGCGGUGCGCGCAAACAGGUCGAAGGCAGUCCGUCACGUGCCAGCCUCAUGAACAACGCGCCCAAGCCUGGCGCCCCCAAGAGCGCCGAAAUGAGCGACCUCCGCUUCGCAAUCAUCUCCACCGUUCUCAUUGUCCUGUCUUUCAUCACCGCCAUGACCGUCACCAGCCUGGAAAAGGUACUGGCGUACGUCGGGUCCACGGGUUCAACGACCAUUUCCUUUAUUCUUCCAGGGCUGUUUUACUACAAGAUUUCGGAUCCAGAGUCUACUCACCACCAGCGCCUCAUCAAGGACGAGGAUGACGAGGAUGAGUUCCAGAGUGGCGAGGUUGAAGGCUAUGUCACGCGUGAGGGGCAUAUGAAUCGUGAUCUUAGAAGGGGAUUAUUGAGGAAGAUGGCGCUUGCACUGAGUAUUUACGGUGUCAUUGUUAUGGUGACUUGUCUGAUUACGAAUACCUUUUUAGUCGCGGCUGCGCAUUGA